This is a messenger RNA of Drosophila navojoa, 1089 nucleotides long. RefSeq lists its product as uncharacterized. Gene Ontology annotation, cellular component: nucleus. The record is from RefSeq and is a predicted model, not a curated record. NCBI's taxonomy places the organism in Eukaryota, Metazoa, Arthropoda, Insecta, Diptera, Drosophilidae. Gene Ontology annotation, biological process: regulation of gene expression.
AUGAAAUUGUAGUUUUAAGAAGUGCUUCGCUUGAAAUGGAGUUGCCUGCGCGCAUUGUUUAUGUUUGUAGUUUAUGUCUGCGGCAAUAUGAUUUACUGGAAGAUCUACGUGGCCACAUGAUGUUAUAUCACAACUAUCAGCCCAUCAAAACGGCGAACACGAAAACACAGUCUAUGGACGCAAGUGGAGAGUCCUUGACGCCGCCUCCUCCUGCGGAACUGCAGCCGCUGCCCUUUAAGGACUUUCGCAUUGUGCUGCGUGCCAAGCAACAAGUGAAUUGUACCUGUUGCGUGUAUAAAUUUGAGAGCCAUCACAAGCUGUCGCUGCACGCCAAAUGCCACAAGGACUCGGGCUUCAGUUGCAGCGAGUGCGGUCAAGACAUGCCCAAUUGGCGACGCUGUUCGCUGCAUUUGUGGCGCAUGCAUCACCUGGAUGUGGAUCUAUUGGAAUGUCCCGUGCUCGGCUGCGAUUAUAAAUCUCCCAUUUCGGCGCUCGUCUGGCGACACAUGCGCGUCCACAGAAACUGGCGGAGCCGAGUCAUGCGUCGUGAGCUGCUGCGUCGACGUGCACAAAAGCAGCAGCAGCAGCAGGAGGCGCAACGGCGGCAACAGGAGGCGCACCUUCAGCAGCAGCAGCAGCAGAUCGAAGCUACCGACACACAGCAGUCGAUGCCAGCAAUCGCCACGGCCAAGAAAACCAAAUACUAUGCGGAAAAAACCUGCGAGAUUUGUCAACGCAAAUUUGUGAAUGGCAAAACGCUGUCCAAGCACGUGAAGACCGUGCACAACAAGAUCAAACCCUUCAUCUGCAACGUCUGCGGCAAGAAGACAGCGCGGAAGGCGAGCCUAAUUAUACACAUGCGCCAGCACACCGGAGAGAAGCCAUUGAAGUGCGAUAGCUGCAAAUUCUCCACUCGCGAUCCCAGCUCGCUCUACAAGCAUCGACAGCGACACAGCCUGGAGAAAAGCAGAGCCGAUGCCUGAUAUCCAAAACUACUAUAAUUAAGUAAAAGUUUGCUGAAUUGAAUUUAAAUGUUCAUUUAUUGAGUUUACGUUUUCCAUUUAAUGUUAAUAUCAUUUUAGAAUCUGA